UCAGUGUCUGCCUUAUAUCUCACAGCUCAGCUGUGAUCCAGACUUCUUCCAGAGUGUGUGUACAUCCAUGUCUGUAAGAUCCAGAGAGGAGGCCCAGCAGCUGGAGUCUCUGCUGCAGCUCCUGGGGUUCCAGCUGCUGUUAACAGGAGAGUUACACAGGAAAAGCUGCUGGUCUGUGGGGAGAGUUCUCAAACUGUGUGGCUCUAAAGUGGAUCUCAUCCUCACACCCAGCAAGAUGUCUGCCAGAGGAGCCGCUCUCCUCUUUAGACACGCAACACAACUACACAGUCUGAGGCUUUCCAUCGACAUGUCCUUGCUCCUGUUUCAGUGGGUAAGAAGAGGCAGAGUGGUCUGUCCGCUGGCUGUUGAAGAGCUUUCUCUUCUGCCUAAGAAAGCCCGACCAUCACAGAGAGUAAUGUUGAGGGCUGUCAGUAGUUUGGCUUCCCUGCUGAGAUACUGGACAGUCGGACGGUUAGACCUGACUGAGACCUGCAUCCCUGCUCAGGGUCUCAUUACACUGCUGCUCCAUGAUGGUCCUCUAACAGUCAAACUGAGUGAAGAGAGCUUCCAGCAGGUUCUGUGUCUCCUCCAUGAAAUCCAGGACAAGGACUUGACGUUGUCCUUCUUGAGUAAGGUUGGUGGAGACCUGACCUCCUGCUGUCUGAACUGGGAGCUUCUUCACUAUCUGCUGCAGCAGUCGUCAGCUCAGACCAUCACUGUGAACCUGAGGAAGAACCUCUUCUUACAGGAGGAAACCACACGUCUGCUUCCCUUUCUGGACAGGAUUGUGUUUAAAAGGCCCAGUCCCAGCUUUGUGCUGAGCUCCAUCAGAGAGCUCUACAGAGCUCAUGACAGUCACGCUGUACCCAGUUUACUGAGGUCAUUUGGUCAUGUGAUCAACCUGAGCUGCAGAGAGCUGGACUCAGUGGACUGUGCUGCUCUGAUCUUCAUCCUCAAACACGGAGACGGAGUCAAACUGAACCUCCUGUGGACCUCCAUACCAGCAGAGGGAGUAGAGUCCAUCCUCUUCAUGCUGGACAAAGUUUCUCAUCUCAGUGUUGACAGGAAUCAGCUGCUGAGGUUCAUCCACUGCUGUGCUGCCUGUGACGUCCAGCAGGAGGCAGCGUCAGGCCUGCUGAGGACUCUGCAGCACAGCUUGGAUCUGUCCUGCUCCUCCUGUGUGGAGCUACCAGAGGAGGAUCAGCCUGAGCCUCUGAGUCUGACUGCUGAUGACUGCAGGGCCGUCUCCACCAUCAUGACACACAGCAGCCGGGACACACAGCUCGACCUGCGAGACUGUGAGGUGGAGGACAGCGUGCUGGACCUGCUGUUUCCUGUCCUCCACAGGGUCCGCCUGAGAGUCAGUAAAACUGUCCUCCUCCAGCUGCUGUCUCUGGUUCCUGUGAACAGUGAGAGGGACACAGUGAGGCGGGCGGUGUCCCUGUGUAGAGCCCUGGGUGGAGAGCUGGAUCUCAGUCACAGCACGCUGGAUCAGAGGGCCUGUGGGGCUUUGGUCCAGAUGCUGGACUCGUGUGAAGGGCUGACAGAGCUGGACCUCAGUCACUGUCAGCUCACUGACCAGCUGCUGCUCCCUCUCAUCACACGUCUGCACAAAGUCCAAGUCCUGGAUCUGAGUCACAAUCAGAUCACUGAUGCUUCGACUGAUGUGUUACUGCAGCUGCUCUCCAUCAACCCCUCCAUCGACUGUGUGCGACUCUACAGCAACAACAUCGUGCACAGAGCAGCCUUCAAGGAACACAAGCAGUUUGAGAUCUGGUGAAGCACUCGUCACCAUCAUCAUCAUCAUCAUCGUCAUCAUCAUCAGGGACCUGUGGUUUUAUGGUCUAGAAUGUUUUAUUUUGCUUUAUUGUAUUUCUUUAUUAUGUCAUUAUUAAAAAUAGUAUUUCUAUAGAGACGAGCGCAUCUCAGACUGUUUCUGAAAGUUCUGCAGAUUUUUGUUUUAUGGAGCUCUGAUUGAAGCUAUGCAACAGUCAUCCUAAUGUUUACACAUCAGAUUUAUUUAUCGUGAUUAAAUUAUUUUCAAAUAGUGAAAAAAUAAAGUGAUGCUGUAAUAGUUACUUUAAAGUUGUGAGUCAACUUUGUUAAUUUUUGGUAUUUUUGCAAUAACUGCACUGAUUUUGUACUUCAUGUGUGAGUCUAAACAUAAAGAUGUUGUAAUGAUUUUCACAGUAGUCAUGCAAUAACAUUGCAGUCAGGUGGCAUGACAAUAAAGAUACCAGUGAGGGUCAUUUCUUUAUUUUAAAUGAACUAAUGCCAGAAAUAAAGGUGUGAUGUAAAACAUGGUGCAUAUUUGGAUUGUAUGAAAUACAUGUGAAAAUCAAAUCAGUUUACAGACAUCAUUUUUAAUCAUGUAAAUGUACAAAAUCUGAUCUUGUCUGAAAAGACUUUAUAAAAAUGUAAAACUUUCUUUAAAAAUGGUGCACUAAAAUUUCACAUGACUCUUACAUUUUUUGAUAUAGGAAUCAUAAUUAUAUAACAACAAUGAGAGUGGUUUUAUUAUCACAUACAUAUUAAGAGACAGUAUGUCAUCACACAA
This is a messenger RNA of Oreochromis aureus, 2557 nucleotides long. RefSeq lists its product as uncharacterized. Lineage: Eukaryota; Metazoa; Chordata; Actinopteri; Cichliformes; Cichlidae. The coding region runs from base 68 to 1780 and encodes 570 amino acids. The record is from RefSeq and is a predicted model, not a curated record. Gene Ontology annotation, molecular function: protein binding. The transcript is spliced from 9 exons.